Messenger RNA from Seminavis robusta, 1681 nucleotides. The record is from the annotation of a GenBank genome assembly. Lineage: Eukaryota; Bacillariophyta; Bacillariophyceae; Naviculales; Naviculaceae.
GAUAGAAUGAAUGUCAAAGAGAGACAUGCAGGUCAGCAUAAGGAAGCAUCAGAACCCCAUCAACAUGGUCUGCAGAUGAUGCUGAUAAAAUCACUCGAGACAAGAAGAAGCUGGCAGCAGAAGUGAUAUCGAGAUCUCACAAUUACCAAAACUUGUCUCAGUCGAGCAAGUGCUAAAAGUCGAAAGAAGUCUAGAAACACUUGAAAAGGAGACAGUGCAGAAGCCAUGGCGCCCAACUUGAAACCACUCAGUGACGAGGGAAAGGCGCCCGAUGGUGCACUGGAUAGUGCCAUUCACGCGGCAGAUCCAUAUCGGCGCCAAGGAACCAAGUAUCUGCACACGCAAGGAGAAGGAGACAAUGGGAAUCCGACCGGAGCCGUGGUAGUCCCCAUCAGUCUGGCCACCACAUUCCAGCAAAAGACGCCAGGAAAAGCCACCGCUCCAGAGGAUCCCAACAGCUUUGGACUGGGAUUUGAGUAUUCUCGAACCGGCAAUCCCACACGAGGAGCCUUUGAACGAGCCAUGGCGCAGGCCGAAAAUGCCAAGUACUGCGUCGCAUUUUCAUCCGGCAGCGCUGCUACGUCUGCCGUGGUCCAUUUGCUCCAACAUGGAGAUCACAUGCUUUGUGUGGACGAUGUCUACGGCGGCACACAACGCUACUUUCGACGCAUAGUCCAUCCCAACAUGGGAAUCGACAUGGACUUUUGUGACAUGAGCCAUCCCUCCGAAUUAGUAUUCAACAAACCCAACAACAAAACAACAAAAUUGCUCUGGCUCGAAAGUCCCACCAAUCCCACUCUCAAAGUGACCGAUAUUGCAGAGGUCGCCAAGGCUUGCCAAGAGAAUUCGUGUCUCUUGGCCGUCGACAAUACAUUCUGUUCCCCCUAUUUCCAAACACCCCUCAAUCUGGGAGCCGAUAUCGUCGUUCACUCGGUCACAAAAUACAUUGGUGGACACUCGGAUGUUGUCAUGGGAGUGGUCUGUACCAACAGUGAUGAUGUCUAUUCCAAGUUGCGUUUUGUCCAAAAUGGCGUGGGGGCUGUCCCGUCUCCGUUUGAUUGCUUCUUGGCUCAUCGUGGACUCAAGACUCUCCAUGUCCGCAUGGAGGCAGCGGCACGAAACGCCAAUGCCAUUGCCUUGUUCCUGGAGAAUCACGACGCGGUUACCAAGGUGCUCUAUCCUGGACUGAAAUCGCAUCCGCAGCACGACAUUGCCGCCAAACAGCAGCAUGGAUUUGGGGCCAUGAUUACCUUUUACUGCGUGGGUGGAAGAGAACAGAGUGCCUGCAUACUGCAGAAUCUGCACCUCUUUACAUUGGCGGAAUCUCUGGGAGCUGUCGAGUCUCUGGCCGAAUGCCCCAGUCUCAUGACGCAUGCAUCGGUACCAGAUGAUCAACGUGCCAUACUUGGAAUCGAUGAUACACUCAUUCGCUUGUCGGUGGGCAUUGAAAGUUGUCAUGAUUUGAUUCAGGAUUUGGACAAUGCAUUGAACUCUGCCUUGUCGACACUCAAGUAACGAACUAACUACAGGUAUAGAAGCCGGGAAAGGUUCCUUGCAGGUAUGAGACAUCUUCAGCGCGCGGAAACCCAGGCCGCAAGCGCUAUCUACGGAAACAACUAUAUACUCUGGCUUCCUCUAAUUGAAGCUGUAAACCACAUAGAAAGAAAGAGCACUUUGACUG